Uncinocarpus reesii 1704 is the source of this 1209-nucleotide messenger RNA. RefSeq lists its product as uncharacterized. Gene Ontology annotation, molecular function: histone deacetylase activity, NAD-dependent; NAD+ binding. Bases 1 to 1209 code for a protein of 402 amino acids. The record is from RefSeq and is a predicted model, not a curated record. The transcript is spliced from 2 exons. NCBI's taxonomy places the organism in Eukaryota, Fungi, Ascomycota, Eurotiomycetes, Onygenales, Onygenaceae.
AUGGGCAACGAACAAUCUAUCCCGAUUGACGAACAUGUCCGACCCAAGACUCUGGAAAGCCGCACUUUGGAAGCUGUUGCCAAGUAUAUCAAGGAGAAGGAUGUCAAGAAGAUAGUGGUCAUGGUUGGUGCCGGCAUCAGCACUGCAGCGGGCAUACCCGAUUUUCGGUCCCCCGACACUGGAAUAUAUGCCAACCUUGCUCGCCUUAACCUCCCUACUCCUGAAGCAGUGUUUGAUAUUGAAUACUUUCGCACCGAUCCACGUCCCUUUUAUGCGUUGACCAAGGAAAUGCUUCCUGGGAAGGCCAAACCGACCCUGACGCACUCAUUCAUAAAGCUGCUUUACGACAAAGGUCGGCUACUGAAGCUUUUCACACAAAACAUUGAUUGUUUAGAGCGGGAGGCGGGUAUACCUCCCGAGAUGAUUGUCGAGGCACAUGGAAGCUUUGCUACCCAGAGCUGCAUUGAAUGCAAAUCGCCGUAUCCAGCGGACUUGAUGCAAAAAGCCAUUGAGGCCAAUGAUGUCCCGCUCUGCCCUGGAUGUUUGAAUCUGGUAAAGCCGGAUGUAGUGUUCUUUGGUGAGCCACUACCAAGCACCUUUCUCCUAAACCGUACACUUCCAGCGGCAGCAGACCUAUGCAUUGUCAUGGGAACGAGCUUGACUGUUCGGCCGUUUUCGAGUUUACCAAGCCUAUGCCGAGAUGAAACGCCCCGUAUUCUCAUCAAUUUGACCCAAGCUGGUGGACUUGGAUCUCGGCCUGAUGACGUCUUGGUUCUGGGCGAAUGCGAUGAUGGUGUCAUGAAGCUCGCCGAAGCUCUUGGUUGGCGCGAGGAACUAGAAGCCCUCUGGGCCAAAGUGAACCCCGAAAAGGCGUCCAAAGCGCCUCGGGAGAAGAGAACGACGCCGAUAACUAAGGAUGAACACCUUAAGGAGGAAGUUGACAAGCUCACCGAAGAAGUUGGCCACGCCUUGGACGUCUCACAGGCACAUGAAGAACGCGUCCGCGCACAGCUACAGGCAAUCGAUGUCAAGGAGCGCCGUGAAGCUGGGGCAAAUGAACAAGAAGGGAACAUAAUGCAGUCAAGUAACCCUCCAACCAACAGAGAUGCCGCGAAGCCAGCAAAUAAAGAAAAUGAUGCUAACGCGGGCACUGAAGCCAAUGCGGCGGAAAAGCUGCCGGAAAAUUCGAAGCCCAAUCCAUCGCUAUGA